This is a messenger RNA of Mesorhabditis spiculigera, 645 nucleotides long. The record is from the annotation of a GenBank genome assembly. Lineage: Eukaryota; Metazoa; Nematoda; Chromadorea; Rhabditida; Rhabditidae.
AUGUCAAUCACUGCGCAGCAAUUGCUGCUGAUCCUCCCAAACGCCGGCCGCCAAGCCGGCGUUUUUGUUCCUGUGCUGAAUACCGCGAUGAACAAGUACGGCAUCGUCACGCCGAAGCGGAUCGCGGCUUUCAUUGCCCAAGUCGGGCAUGAGUCCGGCCAUUUGACGCGCCUAGUCGAGAGCCUGAACUACACGCAGGAGCGAAUCAUUGCCUUAGGUAAUGCCGCUCGCCCGGGUUCCCGCUGGCGGUCCCUGGUGCCGCGUGCCGCCGAGUUGGCGGGAAGUUCGGAGCGCAUGGGGAAUGCCGUCUAUGGCGGUCGUAUGGGCAACGGCCCUGAGACAACGGGUGAAGGUUAUGACUACCGAGGGCGCGGCCUGAUCCAGAUCACUGGCAAGGACAACCAUCGUGCGUGCGGUGAAGCUCUGGGUGUCGACUUGAUCAAUCACCCUGAUCUGCUGGCGCAGCCGCAAUACGCGGCGCUGUCGGCGGCCUGGUAUUGGUACGUAAACGGGCUGAACCCGCUGGCCGAUGCUGGCGACAUCCAGAAUAUCGGUAGCAUUAUUAACACGGGCAGCAAGGGCAAGAUGCCGAAUGGUGCAGCCGAUCGAAUGGCCCUGUAUCAAGUGGCAUUGAGGGUUCUGGCA